GCUCAGAAAAUAUGGCUUUGACACAAAUAGGAAUGGUAAACAAUCCCCCUAUCCCUUACACUGGGAAUAUUCCUGGAGGUCUUCUACCAGGAAAGCAGAUUUUCAUCCAGGGAGUCCUCCCUCUGACGCAAGAAAACUUUACAGUAAACCUGCAGUGUAGCACACAGACCUAUCCCCAAGUUGAGGUUGCUCUCCACUUCAACCCUCGUUUUAAUCAGGGGAAUGUGGUACGCAACAGUCAUGAGAAGGGGUCUUGGAAGAAAGAGGAAACAUACGGCAGCUUCCCUUUCCACCCAGGACAGCCAUUUGAAAUGAUAAUUGCAGUGGAAAUUAGCCAAUAUAAGAUUGCAGUCAAUGGCCAACAUUUUACGGAGUUCCAACACAGGAUUCCAGUCCACCUUGUCAACACCAUCAACAUUUGUGGAGCUGUCUCCAUAUUCUGUAUCAGAUUUGAUGCUCCAGGACAGGCAAUGCCCACUGGUUAUCCACAAAAUUUUGGUUAUGGUCAGCCUCCAAUGAUGCCACAGCCACAAGUUGGUUUCCAAGUGCAGCCACAGCCUGUAAUUGGGUUUCAGCAAAGUCUGAAUUACACAGAAGUUGUGAACCCGGCUGUACCUUAUGUGGGUGAAAUUCCGGGAGGAUUGGCUUCAGGCAAGUCUAUCACCAUCCAAGGAGCACUUCCUCUGACGCAGGAAACAUUUGUGAUAAAUCUACAAUGUGGUCGGCAGCAGUAUCCGCAAUUAGAAGUGGCUCUCCACUUUAACCCACGCUUUAAUGAAGGCUGUGUGGUACGGAACAGUCACCAGGGCGGCGCCUGGAAGAAUGAGGAGAGAUUUGGAGCCUUCCCGUUCCAUCCUGGACAGAACUUUGAUAUGAAAAUUGUGGUUGAGUUGCGCCAGUACCAGAUUUUUGUGAAUGGGCAGCUCUUUACUGGUUUUCAGCAUAGGAUUCCAUUCCAUAAGGUCAACACACUGAGUAUUUCCGGAGGUCUGUCAAUCUUCUGUGUGCGCAUUAGUAGCUCGGAAAUGGAGACCAGGUCAUCUCUUCAUGAGUCAUUUGUCUCUGUCUAUCAGCCAUCUAGUUCUACACCUAGUUUCGGGACAGGAAUAGGCUAUCAAGCAGCUGGCUCAUAUGCCCCAUCUUUCCAACCGAUUAUCAAUCCGCCAGUGCCUUUUCUGUCUGGGAUCCCAGGUGGUGCUGUUCCAGGAAAGAUGAUCAAUAUCAUGGGUAGUCUGGCCUCCAUGCCAUGCAGGUUCCAUGUGAAUCUCCAGGAGGGAACUCAGGACAGCUGUGAUGUUGCCUUCCAUAUGGAUGUGAGAUUCCGCUUCGGAAGUGAUGGGAAUAUCAUAGUGCGAAACCACAUGUCCCGCGGCACCUGGGGCAUGGAAGAGAGAACUAUUCCAUUCUUUCCCUUCAGCAUUGGGGCUUCAUUUGAUAUGAUCAUACUGGUAGAAACAACAUGUUUCAAGGUUGCCAUCAACAACAAGCACUUUUUGGAGUUCAAACAUCGUCUACACCCUCCUACUCGCUACAGCACACUCAAGAUUGGUGGUGAUGUCAGAUUGUCUCAGAUAAGGUUCCAAUGAGGACAGGAGUAUAAUCAGUGCAUCAUCUCCUCAUCAGAUGCAACAGUUUACUUUAUCAAUUUUCAUUAUGCAGUGUUUAUUUUAACAUCAGAUUUACAAAUAGUUUUAACUCUGAUAUCUGCUACUUUUAUCGCAUACCUAGAUCUUAGUCAUGCUCAUAUGUAUAAUUAAAGCAUUUGAUUUUAAAAUUUCAUAUGUUACAGGUGAACGUUUCAUAUAAAAAAAUCUUUGUAUCAAAGUCUUGAGGAACAUAAAAGUAACCUUUACAUGGUGUGGAGAAAACACUUGUGGUAUCUAUGUAGUGUGUAUUGAACUUUAUGAUGGGUCUGAACUUCAUGUACCAAUAAGUACACAUGAAUUAAAAGUGAAGUAAUUUUUUUGUAAUUUCUUCGAUGGUUUAGGGCUAGACAUUUCUUGUAGUAGGAAGUAAAUAAGGCCUAAUUCCUUUGAACACCUGUAGUCUGGUAUGUUCUUUGUUACGACGGAAAUCAAAAUUGACAUAAAUAUGUUUUACUUAUUAAUUUUCUUGAUAUAUAUUUACAUUAUAGCCAGUACAUGGUGACGUGCUAUUUACUAUAUAUAUAUAUAUAUUAGAGAAGAAAUUCGCAUACUGUAGCAUUUCAAAGUCAUAUCUAGUAGUAAUUAGCAUUAUACAAGUCAGUGUUACUGAAGAGUUUCAAUCAAACAGCAUAAUUUUCAGUACAGUAGUUAACUAUAUUUAUUUCUUACUGAAGUGCAGCUGUCAAUUUUGCAAUGAUUUUUUUUUUUUUUCUUUUUUCUUUGACUGAAGGCCAGAAUUUCAGAUUGGUUUAAUAAAUUAUGAUUGUGACAGCAAUUUCAAAUACAUAUUCCAAAAAUUACUCACACAUUUGACUUAGAUAAAAAAAGAGGCAGUAGUAUGAUGUUCAUAUGACUAUUAAUGUUUACUUUUUACAUGUUUUAGAACCAAAAUCUCAAUGAUAGUAAUCAAAAGCAAAGAAUAUGUUGUAUGACAUAUGAUUGGGACCAAAUUUAUUGUAUUGAUGUAUAAUUGUCAGAUUAAUUCAUGAUUUGUUUGGAUUUUUAUCUUGACUUUUAGACAUUUUUCCUUUGCUAUGAACUGGUACUGUACCCAUGCUUGAAAUAUGUCUUGAUUGCUUUAACUAGUCUAUUGUCAGAAGUUCAGGGGCCUGUAAGGUUGUGCCAUAUUAUUCUAAUCUUGCCACUGUCUGAAGGACAUUAGUUUCACUAUUAUCAAUUGUGCCAUAAUCUUAAUGUUUCUGUAUCAUAUAUGGAUUGUGCUUGGAAUUUGAGGAACCAGACUUUUUAGACGCCCUUUGUAUGACGGGACGUAUUAUGCUAUGGCGUUGUCUGUCCGUCCGUCCGUACAUUGUAAACUUUCCUAGUCUGGGCCAUAACUAUGUGAGUCCUUGGUCUAUACAGAGUGUCACAUAUAAAAAUUGCCUGCCUUGCAUGCAUAGUAUCUGAGUUAUUCCCCCUUAGUUGAUUUUUCGUAAACUUCCCUUGUUAGUGUAUAGUGUAUGUAAAUCAUAAGUUUAAAUACUAUAUUAGUAAAUGGUGGUAUGACAUGGCUAAAACUUCCCCAAAGGAUAUUCAGAUUAUUCCAAGACAACUUAGUUAUACAGUCAAAUACUGCUUCUCCAUCAAAGACUGGCGACGGGUGUAUAUCGUGCCUCAAUUAGGCCCUUGUUAUUGACUGUAGCAGGCAAAGAAUGCUGGAGUGGUUGGGUUCAUUUUUGCCUUUAUUUACUAAUCAGGCAUUGCUUUUACUUUGUAUAUUUGUCUCAUAUUGUUUUUCCUAAUGCACUUAAAGGAAUAGGAUCUUCAUCGUCUUAGAGCAAAAGAUAGUGUCAAGUAAUGCUGUUUACUCUCUCAACUAGUUGUAAAUCUUGCUGUAGAAGUCGGUAUCGAAGGAGGCUAGGGGUUUUUUUUUUGCCUUUUUUUCUACGCUAAAGCUCCAUUAUGAUAGCAGGAAGUACUGAAGAAGCCAAUGGAUUAAGAUUCUAGUUUAUUUUCUGUUUUAAUUUCCAAUUACGGAUGUCACUUUGUGUUAACACAGCUACAAGAUAGGUGUUCAGAAUUGAAUAUUGUGUCUGUAUUGUAUACUGUAUAUCUGAUCUCAUUAAAAGUGAAAACCAAAUAUUCAUUGAUAGAAUCCUGAUAUGUAGCAAAAUACCUAUUUCCCAUUUGUAGAGUUUUUAUUCUGUUUUGUACUGUAGUACAUUUUAAGUGGUGGUUGGGCUUAAUUGAACCAGAUAUUCCAUAGCUAACAUGGAUUUUUUGGUUUCCUUAAUUGAAAAAUUAUGCUUAUGUAAGAUAUAUGUUUGAGUUUUUUCUCAUAGAAAUUUGAGUUUGGGAUUUCUGUUCAAUUAUUAGACUUUAAGUCUUUAUUUUGCAUUGAUAGAAACUUGAAAAGUCAAAAGAGAGUUGAGGUCACUCAAAAAGCAUUUAACCGCCCCCACCCCCCACCCCGCCAUGCUUAUAUGCUAUGUUAAGUAUUUGUUGACUUUUUUGUUACUAAUUCUUGUGUUGUAAUGAUCACCUUGGAAGUUGUAUUUGUUUAUUUACUAAUUUUAUGUAAACUAAAACUUAUUAAUCAGUUAUUUUUGAUGUUGCUGUUUAUUUUAAUAAUGUUAAUUAGGUUAAUCCUUUAAUCACAUAUUACAUGUACCAGCAUUUAACAGCUUUGAAAUAGCCAAACUGCAUUGAAGCCAUAUAGAUGAAAAGUGAUUGAGUCAAGCCUACCAAGAGCUUAAAGUAAAAAGAGUCUUGUAUACUAUAUACAUAUAUAUUUGUAUAUAGACGGAUGGUGUUGAGAAGAUGGAUGGACUCUGUAGACAUGUGGUUUUGGACAGGUUCCUCAAUCAACAAGUAGCCUCAAAUGACAAGUGGUUUAUAUAAACAGGUAGCUUUGAUAGAAAAUUGACUUUUUAUAAUUUGUCAUAAUUCACAAGUGGCCUUAAAAAAUGACCUAAUAGUGACCUUAAUCAACAAGUGACGUAUAGCAACCUUAACACACAAUUUACUUUGUACUGACCUGAAUACAUGAUUGACCUUAUACUGACCUAAAUACACAGUUGACCCUACAGUGACUUUGAUAAACAAGUAACCAGGCCAGUGACCUUAAGAAUCAUUUGGUCUUUAUGUAUUGAAUAGAAACAUUUUCUUGUGAUGCAAGUUGUCAAUUUUUAUAUGACUUCUUUUUUGAAACCAUUCCAAGCUGAGAGCAAACAACAGUAGCAGACCAUGUAUUAUGUCUCAAAGUUGGACAUACACAUCAUAGUGAGAUUGUUUAUUGUACAUGUAUAUUGUCUGUGUUACACCGAAUAUUCAGUCUGUAAAACAGCAAUCUUAUUUUCAUUUUUUGUUUCCCAUAUAUUCUAAAAUGGCAAUAAAACUGAGAAAAAUGGUAUCAGUUUGAUAUUUUGAGUAUUUAAUACUGUAGUACACCUAAAGUCAUUGGUUUACAGAGGUAAUAUUGGUGUAACA
Ylistrum balloti is the source of this 5075-nucleotide messenger RNA. Its product is annotated as galectin-9-like. The record is from RefSeq and is a predicted model, not a curated record. NCBI's taxonomy places the organism in Eukaryota, Metazoa, Mollusca, Bivalvia, Pectinida, Pectinidae. The transcript has 13 exons. Gene Ontology annotation, molecular function: carbohydrate binding. Bases 12 to 1586 code for a protein of 524 amino acids.